Molecule: messenger RNA, 387 nt
Organism: Aplosporella prunicola CBS 121167
Lineage: Eukaryota; Fungi; Ascomycota; Dothideomycetes; Botryosphaeriales; Aplosporellaceae
Exons: 1
Coding region: 81-308 (75 amino acids)
Source: RefSeq, a predicted model, not a curated record
GAAGGUUGGAGACUUCCACCGACGUCCGCUCAUGAGUUUCGAACGCAUCCCCCACCCGGUGGGUGCCUAGUGCAGUAGAUAUGCACACGGGCCAAGCAGUCUGCAGUCUGCUGGGUGGGGAAACAACUGCGCCAUGCGCGCAAUUGCGGUGUGAAGGAUCGUUUGCGUUUGCGUUAUUUAAUGCUUUGGGUGGGUGGUGUGGUGCGUGGGUUGGUGACGUCGGCUUUGGUCGUGUAACCAUGGUUCGUUGGGAUGCUAGGUGGGUGCCUCGCCAUCUUUGGUGCGUGUCGUCGUUGAUGCUUUGGUAGUUGUGCUAUAGUUGCUCUGUGCAUACCGACUUGCUUGCAGUAUGCACACUACAUUCUAAGAAGUUAAACGAGAGCAACG